GAAAUGCUUCGACUUUGACAUACGACAAGUAAAAUUGUAAGCGAGCAGGAACGUGGAGUUUUUUUACACGAGUAGAAUAUUUAAAUAUUCUUUCCUGAAAACUUCACUUUGUUGACUAGUCAAAAUAUUCAAGGUCAUGGAAGGUCUUUAUCCAAGUCUUCAAGAAAAGUUCAAGAGUGAAGGUAUUUGUCCAAUUUGUAUGAUGACUAUGGAGUCAACUCUCAAGUACUCAUGCAUGAAUGGCCAUGCAGUUUGUCAUCGGUGUAAGCCUUACUAUUUUGCCUGUCCUACAUGUCAAUCAUCUCUGGAUGUAGAAAUUCAUCCAUCUGAAAUGGGUCAAUAUCAAAUGCCACCAGCUAUGCAUUAUAUGCCACACCCGUAUCCGCCAUAUCCUCCAAGCACCUUUCCAUCAGCUCCGUUUAUUGAAGGUGAACGUGAACACCGGUGGUGUCCAUCACCACCUACAGAACAUCAAGAACUUUUUCCCUGCAGAUAUUCUCAUCUUGGCUGUUAUGCCAAAGUUCCAGAAUACCUUCGAGAACUGCAUGAGUCACGUUGUCAGCUGCGUCCUAAUCUAGAAGAUGAACAUCUUCCCACUGAUUUAUCAACCGACGAAGGUGCUUUAGAAAACUGUAAAUAUAGCGUAGUUGGCUGCAACGUUAGACUUCCUGAAUGGAGGAAACUUGUACAUGAAGAAAUCUGUAUAUACAAAGACCGACUAGAAGCUUUGGAAAGUGUCCAACACAAUCUAGGUUCUCUAAGCUUUGACGAUGUAGAUCCUGAAGAGAAAGUAGAAUGCAAGUUUUAUAGAUAUGGCUGCAUGGUGAAAAUGCCAAGACGUCGGAAGCACCUGCAUGAACAAAAGUGUAAUUAUCAAAAGCACUAUCGUGAAGAAGAUUUUGGCGAAACAAUAUCACAUAAUACUGAAUACGAAGCUGAUCCAGAUGAGAAAGUAGCUUGUCGUUGGUCCGAUUAUGGAUGUCAAGUUCAACCAAGACGAUGUAGGAAGGAGAAUCAUGAAGAGAAAUGUAAUUAUCGCAGAGAAAAAUGUACUUUUGCUUAUAAUGGGUGUUUUGAAAUGGUUGAACCAUGUAAAAAACAUCUCCAUGAAUCAUCUUGCUCAUAUAAUUAUUGAAAAAAGUAUGCUUGAAAAUUUAAUUUAAAUAAUGCAGUAAUCUAAUUAUAAAAAAAAGAAAGUAAAAAAUGAAGAUAAAAUAUU
This is a messenger RNA of Chelonus insularis, 1219 nucleotides long. RefSeq lists its product as uncharacterized. The record is from RefSeq and is a predicted model, not a curated record. Lineage: Eukaryota; Metazoa; Arthropoda; Insecta; Hymenoptera; Braconidae. Gene Ontology annotation, molecular function: ubiquitin protein ligase activity. The coding region runs from base 137 to 1135 and encodes 332 amino acids. The transcript is spliced from 3 exons. Gene Ontology annotation, cellular component: cytoplasm.